Molecule: messenger RNA, 1729 nt
Organism: Cygnus atratus (black swan)
Lineage: Eukaryota; Metazoa; Chordata; Aves; Anseriformes; Anatidae
Product: serine protease inhibitor 2.1-like
Exons: 8
Coding region: 356-1615 (419 amino acids)
Biological process (GO): negative regulation of endopeptidase activity
Molecular function (GO): serine-type endopeptidase inhibitor activity
Source: RefSeq, a predicted model, not a curated record
UCAAAUUUUCAAACCAGUUCUUCAUGCAUCAGGCAGUCCAUUCCAUUCUGAAGUCAUUCCAGUAUUCUCAACAAUAUUUGGGCAAAGGAAACAGUUCCUGGAGCUCCUUAUACUCAGAGGGCUCCUGUUGUCUGUAAUUCCUGUGUCAUAUCUGCCAACCUGCAUAAUUGAAGCAGCAGUAGGAGUAAUUUCAGUUUGUGCAAGAGGGGCAAGAAGUGGGUGUGCACAUACUGCAUGUGCAGGAGCAAAGUGGAAAUUAAGCAGAAGAUGAUUUAGCCUUAUAAGUAACAGUGUGGAGAACAGCAUCGUCAGUUGAACACUGAAGGGCUUCUGAUUUUAAUAAUUUGAAAAGAGGAUGAAGUGUCUCCUGUACCUGUGUUUACUCCUUGCUGAUCUUUGUGCCAUAACACAAUGCCACCACAGAGAUGUUUGCCAUGAAGUCAAGAACACAAAUCUACAUGAUGGAACAGAGAAUUUAUUAAAGUACAACUGUCAAGACCAAGGCUCCAGCUAUGCAGAUUUUGUAUUUAAAUUUUACAAGCAGGCUAUAUCAGAAGAAAUUGAUAAAAACAUUUUCUUUUCUCCUAUAAGUAUCUCCACUGCCUUUGCCAUGUUGGCUCUUGGUGCUAAGUCCAGCACCCUGACUCAGAUUUUUGAAGGACUGGGCUUUGACAGUCUGACUGAGACACGCGUAAAUGAUAUACAUGAAAGUUUUCAUAAAGUUUUAGCAGUACUGAACUGUACUGAUGUUAACAUCACUUUAAAUAUAGGAAAUGCCCUUUUCACUGCUCUUGGGUAUGAACCUCAGCAGACAUUUUUACAAAAUACCAAACAGUUUUAUGAUGCAGAAUUUAUUACUAGUAAUUUCCAUGAACCAACAGAAGCUAAGACACAAAUCAAUAAUUAUGUAAAGGAGAAAACCCAGGGGAAAAUACCUGAAUUAAUUGGUCAUCUUGAUCCAAAUACUAUACUGGUUCUUGUAAACUACAUUUAUUUUAAAGCUGCCUGGGAAAAGUCUUUUGAUCCUACACAUACAUAUGAGGAUGAUUUUUUUGUGAACACAAAUACACCCGUUAAAGUCAACAUGAUGCAGCGUGAUAGCGACUAUAACAGUUAUUAUGACCAGGAUCUCUCUUGUGAGGUGGUAGAGCUGCCUUACCAGGGCACUGCACGAGCAUUGCUCAUUCUGCCUGAUGAUGGGAAGAUGAAACAAGUGGAAAAUGCUCUCUCCAAGGAAGUUGUUUGUAAAUGGGAUAGCAAACUUGAAACCAGAAGAGCACAUUUACACUUGCCAAAGAUUUCUAUUAGUGGGUCUUAUGAUGUGAAAAGUUUGUUCAAGGAAAUGGGCAUUACUGAUGUAUUCUCUAGUAAUGCUGAUCUGUCUGGAAUUAGCGGCAGCCGGGAUCUUCAAGUUUCACAAGCAAUUCACAAGGCUCUGUUGGAAGUGGAUGAGACUGGAACUGAGGCUGCAGGAGCCACAGCCAUAAUCCUUACCAAAGUUUUCCAUCCUUCAGUUACAAUCAAAUUCAACAGGCCUUUCAUUGUGUUGAUUUGUGACAAAGCAACCAACACCACACUUUUCAUGGGGAAAAUUGUUGAUCCUACUAAGAAGUAAUUGCUGAGUUAUUGGGCUUGCUGGGCAUGUAUUUGGCAUGGUUUAUAAUGGCAGCCGUGUUUGCACAUGUGGGCUGGUCAGUGCUCUUAUAACUGCUCUGUAAUUAAGGGAUAU